CUUACAAAAAGAAAAAAAACAGAAACAAAUUUUAAAAAUUAACAAAGAAACACGUUUUUCCUUGGCUCAUUGUUGUCUGUUUUAUUAGAUUAAAAAAAAAUGGGAGUUCCAAAUAAAGAUCCUCUCUCACAGUUGAGUUUACCUCCUGGUUUCAGAUUCUUCCCUACCGAUGAAGAGCUUCUUGUUCAGUACCUAUGUCGCAAAGUUGCAGGACAUCACUUUUCUUUGCCAAUUAUUGCUGAAAUUGAUUUAUACAAAUUCGAUCCAUGGGUUCUUCCAGGUAAAGCGAAUUUCGGUGAGAAAGAAUGGUAUUUCUUCAGUCCAAGGGACAGGAAAUAUCCAAAUGGUUCACGACCAAACAGAGUUGCUGGGUCGGGGUACUGGAAAGCUACUGGAACGGACAAAAUCAUCACCACCGAAGGUAGAAAAGUUGGCAUAAAGAAAGCACUUGUUUUCUAUAUCGGUAAAGCACCAAAAGGAACUAAAACUAAUUGGAUUAUGCAUGAGUAUCGCCUUCUUGACGCUUCACGAAAACACAACCUUGGUAGCUCCAAAUUGGAUGAUUGGGUCUUGUGUCGCAUAUACAAGAAGAACUCAAGCUCGCAAAAGGAAGUUCAAUCAUUUUCGGGCAAAGAAUACAGCAAUGGUUCAUCGCCUUCCACAUCCUCCCACGUGGAGGAUAUGUCGGACUCAUUUCCGGUAAUUGACGACCAGAGCUUUGCGCUUCCGCGGGUGACAUCGCUCAAAAUGCUACAGCAAGAGGAAAAGUUCGGGUUUCAUAACAUGGGAGCCGGAAUUUUCUCUGAUUGGGUUACCCCGGCAGAGUUUGACACGAUACCGGAAUUUGAUUCCGGAAGCCAAACACAAGGGAUGCUGAAUUACAGCUGCACUGAUUUUUGUGUCCCUUCAGCGCCGCCGUUUGGGCAGUUGGAUCUCUCGGCGGGAUUUAGGAACCCCACGGAGGAAGAGGUUCAGAGUGGCAUGAGGACUCACCGGGUUACAGAUAAUGAUAAUUUCAAUUUGUAUCAACAUAAUUCAAAUGUGUUUUUGUCGGGCUUGGGCGACCCGUUUGAGUUUGGGUCUUCGGGUUAUUCUUUUGGUUUAUAGACUAACAAGUUGUUUAUGUCAUGAUACUUUAGAAGAAAAAAAAAAGAUUUAAAUUUCAUAUAAGGCCAAACAGAAUCGCCAACUUCAAUUGUUGAAAAUGAAAUUAUUGUGUCAAUCGGGAAUGCACUGCAUAGGUGCAAAUAAUUGGUGAUUUUUUGGCAAUUCAAUGUGAAUGUGACGGUUUGGUUUGGUUUGGUAUGGUUAUGGAUCAUAAAAGUAGAAAGACAAAAUACGCAGUUAUUUGGUCCUGGUGGAUGUAGGAAUACGCAAGGAAAUAUACAAUGAAUCCGUGUACUAGUUAGUGACAAAGAAAGUUACUAUGGAAAUUGGCUGGUGCAUGAACCUAGUGGAACUGAAAAAGUAGUUCUAUUCUCAACUUUGCAUGACAUUAUUUGGCUGUAGCACAUACGAAACACGUUGUACCUAAACACAAUAUUGCGGCUAUUAUUUGGCUGUAGCACAUACGAAACACGUUGUACCUAAACACAAUAUUGCGGCUAUUUUCAAAAGUUGGUUUACAUGAUAUUAUUAUUCA
Molecule: messenger RNA, 1642 nt
Organism: Vicia villosa (hairy vetch)
Lineage: Eukaryota; Viridiplantae; Streptophyta; Magnoliopsida; Fabales; Fabaceae
Product: NAC domain-containing protein 72-like
Exons: 3
Coding region: 100-1107 (335 amino acids)
Biological process (GO): regulation of DNA-templated transcription
Molecular function (GO): DNA binding
Source: RefSeq, a predicted model, not a curated record